Molecule: messenger RNA, 4321 nt
Organism: Solanum verrucosum
Lineage: Eukaryota; Viridiplantae; Streptophyta; Magnoliopsida; Solanales; Solanaceae
Product: probable ubiquitin-conjugating enzyme E2 24
Exons: 9
Coding region: 1280-4060 (926 amino acids)
Source: RefSeq, a predicted model, not a curated record
ACACUACACAGAAAUCUCCAUUUAACAUUCAAGAAUUCAUUUUUAUUCACACUCAACACACACAUAGUGGAAGAGAGUUGAUUAGAGAAAAAGGGGUUGGUGAUUUUGCAACUUUAAUGCUGUCAUGUUUGUAAGAUUUGAAUAUGAGUGGAUUAUGGGAAUUUAGGGAGGUCAUUUGCCUCUCUGAAUUCCCUUAAUCCUUCUUUUUCUUGGAUUUUUUUGGUUGAGGGUCAUCACUGUUUUUGUUUGGAAGGAAAAAGAAAGGAUUUUUCUCUGGAAAGUAAAGAAGUUUGCAAGAGAAAAAGAUUGGUUGGAGUGGGCUUAGUGUGGUUUGUCAAAGGCUCUCUUCUGGGGUUGCUUCAAUUUACUCAUUUAGAGGUGUAUUUGGUUGAUAUGAGCAUAAGAGGGAAAAAAGAUGGUUUCAUGAAUAUUUUGAAACAGCUCAGUUUGAUUUGACUCGGAAGAAAGUUGGGUUUCACGGUCAAGCUACAACAUUUCUUGCAAGGAUUUCCUGAUAGUUCUGUCCGUCAGAUCAACCAACACUUUCUAAGAAGCUUCCUUUGCUGAACAUUACUCAAGAAAGGAUAUAUCUUUCGCAUUUUAAGCACUUUAGCCAACACAUCUGUCUAUUUCUUGUUGAUUCAACUGUCCAAGACAUCUCUUUUGGGGCAAAUCUUUUUUUUGGCAAAAUUCCCCUGGCCUUUGAGAGGAGCAAAUUCUUUUAAGCAAAGCGUAUAUUUACAUAUGCGUCUCUCUAUUGGCUCUGCUGGGCAAAUCUCCUUUGGCAAAUUGUAAGUUCCGUGGUUUGGUGGUUCUUUGCCGUGUUUAUAUUCUAGGUGUCAUCUUCCUUCGUUGGUAAAAAAUUGAUCCAUAUUUCUGGCAAGUUGGACUUCCUCUUCAACCUGUUAGGAAGAGCUGAAGUGGCACUUCUACUAGGACCACAAUUAAUUGGAACUUUCUUCUCCACACAACCCUUCUAGUGGAUUUCAUUUCUCUGGGCAAAUCUCCUUUGGCAUUUCGGAGUUGUUAGACUCCACCACCGUUUGUCUUUAGGGCAAAUCUCCUUUGGCAUUAUCUCCUUUUGGAGAUACUAUCUUGGUCUCUGUUUAAAAAACAGAUUGACCUAAAGAUCUUAUUAUCUUUGGAAAUAUACAUCAGUCAUCGUUGGCAGUAUUGGUAUUCGUCAUCAGCAGGUGAUCCAUAUCAAUUUGUAAGCUUGUAUCACGCAGCAGGGAUUUGGAAGUGACUUUCGUGAAUAUAUUUCUCUAGAUUCCACAUUAUGGAUACAUCUCUAAGUGACUUCGACAGUUUCAGUGAGAGCAGCAGUUAUGAUGAUCAGGAUUAUGUUGAAUAUCUGUAUGGUGGGCAUGCAUGUUCUAUUCUUUCAAGUCUUGAGGAAAGCAUCGGUAAGAUCGAUGAUUUCCUCUCUUUUGAGAGGGUGUUCAUGUAUGGGGACAUAGUAUGUUCCGAAAAAGAACCAUCUGGACAGAUGGGAAAAGUGGUCAACGUCGAGAUGAUUGUUGACCUGGAAAGUAUUUAUGGGAGCAAAAUACAAGAUGUUAACUCAAAAGAUCUUGUGAAAAUACGUCCAAUUUCAGUUGGGGAUUAUGUAGUGAUGGGCCCAUGGCUAGGGAAAGUUGAAAAGAUUGUCGAUAAAAUUAAAGUUCUCUUUGAUGAUGGUGCAAAGUCUGAAUUUUCAGCAGAAGGUUCAGAAAUACUCACACCCAUUUCCCCUGAUUUAGUUGAAGACCCCCAAUAUCCUUUCUAUCCGGGUCAAAGGGUGCAAGUUCAGUCUGUAUCUGCCUCCGGGUCAACCAAUUGGUUAUGUGGUGUAAGAAGUGGCAAAAGAGAGCAAGGUACCAUUUAUGCUGUGGAGGCUGGAGUGGUGCAUGUAGAUUGGAUUGGCUGUGGCAGUCUUGGUUGUGAAAAGAUGCCUAGUCCUCCAACUUUGCAGGACUCAGAAAAAUUGACCUUGUUGUCUUGCUACUCCCAUGCAAAGUGGCAACUUGGAGAUUGCUGUGUACUUCCAGUUGCUGACUCUAAGAACAUUGUGCGAAAGAGUAUUCAAAGCUCACCUCCCUGUGGACCAAUGGAACAGGAUAGGCAACUAAACAAGGCAUCUCAGAAAAGAAAUAGGAGCUCAACUUUUUUGCAAGUUGCUGUAAUUUCAAAAACAAGGACAAAAGUUGAUGUUUUAUGGCAGGAUGGAAGUGUGACUACUGGAUUGGACUCGGAUUCUGUUUUCCCUGUCAAUAUUGUGGACGCUCAUGAGUUUUGGCCUGAGCAGUUCGUGCUUGAGAAGGGAAUGGGUGACAACUCAUCUGUUCCCAGUCCAAAACGCUGGGGUGUGGUGAGAUGCGUUGACGCAAAGGAGCGAACUGUGAAGGUAAAAUGGACAACUUAUUCCUUGAAUGAACCAAAUAACUUUAGGGUUGAGCAAAGUGAAGAAAUUGUGAGUGCAUAUGAACUGAUGGAUCAUCCAGACUACUCAUACUGUUUGGGUGAUGCGGUUUGCAAGUUUUGUGAGGAUCAGGUUUUCAGUCUUGAGGGAAAGAGUUUAAGUGCGCACAUGUUCUCUGAGACUGGCAUGGACAGCAACACUGAUCUUAAGAAUGUUGAUACUGGAAAGGAUAAUUUGGAUUUCCCCAAAUAUGAUCAUUUAUCUUGCAUUGGUAUUAUUGUUGGCUUCAAAGAUGGCGAUAUUGAAGUAAAAUGGGCUACUGGUUUUACAAGCAUGGUUGCACCCUUUGAGAUCUACCGGAUAGAUAAAUGUGAAGCUGCUGUUUCCAUUACUGCAUCCAAUGCUGAAAAUGCUGAGCCAUCAGGUGUGGAGAUCUGUUCAAAUGAAAGUCAACUCUCAAAGCAUGAGGAGGAAAAGGGCAUGCUGAAGUUUGGUGGCAAUAGUGAAAGUUGCAAUGAGAGCUUGUGGGAUUCUGGUUCCUGUUUGGUUUCUCGAACUGCUAUUGGCUUUUUCUCUAGUAUCACCUCAAGUCUUUUUGGCUCCUUGAGCACUUCACUGUUUGGUGCAUACCAAACUAUAUCAGAAGAAGGCCAGAAAUCAAGGAUUGUCGAUGAGGAGGAAGUCAUAGAACUUAGCCAUCUGAAUGCAGGAAUUCCCACAUUUGAGGACUUGAAGGCUUCACCUGAAAUGGAACUAGAGCAAGGACAGGAAACAACUGAGGGCCAAAAAGAUGAUGCUUUGCCAUCUUCCAGCAAGCUGCCUGAACAUUUUAGACAGUUUGAUGUGGUCACCGAUUUCUCAGACCACCAUUUUGCAGAUGGUGCUGGAAAGGCCCAGUUGUCCCAGGUGAGAAGAGGUUGGCUGAAGAAGCUCCAGCAAGAGUGGAGCAUUUUGGAACGUGAUCUUCCUGAGACUAUCUAUGUACGCAUCUAUGAGGAAAGAACCGAUUUGAUUCGAGCUGCCAUUAUUGGUGCACCUGCGACUCCGUAUCAUGAUGGAGUCUUCUUCUUUGAUAUUUACCUACCUCCGGACUAUCCGCAUGAGCCACCUAUGGUCUACUAUCACUCUGGCGGGCUUCGUGUCAAUCCAAACCUGUAUGAGUCAGGUAAGGUUUGCCUUAGCCUCUUAAACACAUGGACAGGCUCUGGAAAUGAAGUGUGGAACCCCAAAAGUUCCACGAUUCUACAAGUUCUCCUCUCUCUUCAAGCUCUUGUGCUCAACGAAAAGCCUUAUUUCAAUGAGGCUGGAUAUGAUGCACAGAUUGGAAAAGCUGACGGUGAAAAGAAUUCAGUCAGCUAUAAUGAGAAUGCUUUCCUCGUUACCUGGAAGUCCAUGUUAUACCUGCUCCACAAGCCACCCAAGCAUUUUGAGGCACUUGUGCAAGAGCACUUUGGUAACCGGUGGAAAAACAUUUUGUUGGCUUGUAAGGCGUACAUGGAUGGUGCCCCAGUUGGUUCAGCAUUCCAACCCAAGAACCAGGACCAAGAACCGAUAAAAGGAAGCUCUACUGGAUUCAAGAUUAUGCUUGGCAAGCUUUACCCUAAACUCGUGGAGGCAUUUUCCGACAAAGGUAUUGAUUGCAGUCAGUUGUCCGAUUAAGAGUAAGCUAUGCACCUCUGUAAUAAAAACUUUAUCAAUGUCUACAAUUUCAGUAUUUGAACUGGCCUUGAUGGGGCUGUUGCUAUGUUAAUUUUGAAGUGUGCAGAUGUGUGUUGUGUGUGUGAGAGAGUGAGGGGGGUGGGGGUGACUAUUUGAACCAUAAUUGUGUACAUAUGCAUUGCAAUUGUAACAUAUUAUUUAGCUUGAAUAAAUGGUUGAACCUUGUGAGUGAUGUUUACUAUGUUCUCCAGUUGUUUUGAA